CUGCUCGCCGCGCUCCUGCAGCUGGCCCCUGCCCAGGCCCCUGUCUCCCAGCCUGAUGCCCCAGGCCACCAGAAGAAAGUGGUGUCAUGGAUAGAUGUGUAUGCUCGUGCCACCUGCCAGCCACGGGAGGUAGUGGUGCCUCUGACUGUGGAACUCAUGGGUACAGUGGCCAAACAGCUAGUGCCGAGCUGUGUGACCGUGCAGCGCUGCGGUGGCUGCUGCCCUGACGACGGCCUGGAGUGUGUGCCCACUGGGCAGCACCAAGUCCGAAUGCAGAUCCUCAUGAUCCGGUACCCAAGCAGUCAGCUGGGGGAGAUGUCCCUGGAAGAACACAGCCAAUGUGAAUGCAGACCAAAAAAAAGAGAAAGUGCUGUGAAGCCAGAUAGCCCCAGGCCCCUCUGCCCACGCUGCACCCAGCGCCGCCAGCGCCCUGACCCCCAGACCUGCCACUGCCGCUGCCGCCGCCGCAGCUUCCUCCGUUGCCAAGGGCGGGGCUUAGAGCUGAACCCAGACACCUGCAGGUGCCGGAAGCUGCGAAGGUGACAGAUGGCUUUUCAGACUCAGCGGGGCCACUUGCCUCACAGGCCACACUCCAGUGGGGAAAGCGAGGGGAGCCUGAUGAGAACAGCCCAGCCCCCAGACCUCAGCCUGGGCAGAAGCUGUUCCAGGAACUGGGCCUCUCAGAGGGCUCUCCUGUCAUCCCUUGUCUCGUUGAGGCUGCCAUCUAACAGGGUGGACAGAGUUGUAUGAGGAGACUUGGAGGCUGCAAGACAGGUCAUGUGCCAGCUAAGAGGAGAAUGGGGUGCUGUUUCCGUUUUUAACCACCUUGUGCAAGUGAGCAUCUUACAACUGGCUCCUCCCUUCCCUCCCUGAGAAAACCCAAAUAAUGGGAUUUGGGCAUUGGUACGAGAACUGUGACCCCCAACCCUGAUAAAAGAGAUGGAAGGAGU
This is a messenger RNA of Galeopterus variegatus (Sunda flying lemur), 950 nucleotides long. RefSeq names its product vascular endothelial growth factor B (gene VEGFB). Lineage: Eukaryota; Metazoa; Chordata; Mammalia; Dermoptera; Cynocephalidae. The annotation marks the transcript as partial. Gene Ontology annotation, biological process: induction of positive chemotaxis; vascular endothelial growth factor receptor signaling pathway; sprouting angiogenesis. The transcript has 7 exons. The record is from RefSeq and is a predicted model, not a curated record. Gene Ontology annotation, cellular component: membrane. Gene Ontology annotation, molecular function: vascular endothelial growth factor receptor 1 binding; chemoattractant activity; growth factor activity.